UAUAUAAGGCUAGGCUAUGCUGCAGCUCCCUAAGAACAUUUGUAACUCAUGAUGUAUUGGCUACAGUUAUGAUGUCAUAAAUGUUCAGCUACAUUUUGUCUCGCUUGAACAAGACCGGGCACAUCUGUAUGGGGGAAAUGACUAACAGCUGGAAUCAGUUUCACCGCGCGCGCUUUGCGAAAUGCUGCACGACUGGAUGUGUAUAGAGGAGCGAUUACAGGGCAGAAGUGGGCUGACACGUCUCCCGGGCUUGGUCUAUCGAGCCACCAGUGACCCAAACACAGGCCGAGUUAGUCAAACUGGUCGACCACCUUCGCCGAGCUGAUGCGUAAGAAAAAAGUAUGGCUUUGUUGAGGAAAAUAAACCGAAUGCUGUCCAUGUUACUCAUCCUGAUGGCCUUGGCUCUGCUGUACAGCAAAAUGUUCAAAGCACAUCAACCAGAAAAACACUCAGAGCUCAGGGACAGCAAGGCCACAAACCGAACUCUGGACGAUGAAUCUGAGACGGAGACCGACAUUCCCGUUGUGAUCUGUGCAGCAGAAGAGCGUCUCGGAGCCGCCAUGGCGACAAUCAACAGUGUGUAUAGCAACACGCGGGCCAAUGUGCUCUUCUAUAUAGUGACCUUGAGAGAUGCUAUUAAGCUGGCAAGGCAGUACAUUAAGAAAACCAAGCUGAAACAGAUCAAAUAUAAGAUUCUGGAGUUCAAUCCGAUGGUGUUGAAAGGCAAAGUGAAACCAGAUUCAUCCAGACCAGAUCUCCUUCAUCCUCUGAACUUUGUAAGGUUCUACUUACCCCUGCUUGCUAUCAGCAAUCAUAAGAAGAUUGUUUACCUGGAUGAUGACAUCAUUGUUCAAGGAGAUAUAAAGGACCUGUACAGUAUCAAGCUGCACUCAGGACAUGCAGCGGCAUUUGCUUCAGACUGUGACCUGCCUGCUACACACGAGAUGGUGCGCAGUGUGGGCAUGCAAACAUCCUACAUGGGUUUCCUGGACUAUCGAAAGCAGGCAGUCCGCGAGCUGGGCAUUAACCCCAACGACUGCUCUUUUAACCCUGGUGUGUUUGUGGCUGAUAUUGACGAGUGGAAGAAGCAGAAGAUCACUAUACAGCUGGAGAAAUGGAUGAGCGAGAACUUCAAGGGAAACCUGUACAGCAGUGCCAUGGCGGGCGGAGUAGCCACUCCUCCUAUGCUCAUAGUGUUCCACAACAGAUAUACAACAAUCGACCCUAAGUGGCACGUCAGACACCUGGGUUGGAGUCCUGAUGCUCAUUAUCCCCAGUCUGUCCUCCAAGAGGCACAACUGCUUCACUGGAAUGGUCACUUUAAACCCUGGGACUACCCCUGUGUUCACCUUGACCUCUGGGAGAAGUGGUUUAUUCCAGACCCCUCUGGAAAAUUUGUAUUGGUACGGCCUGAAACCUGAAAAAAAAUCUCAGAUACUACUUCUAAUUAAAUCUACUGAAGACUGGACAUGGUCUGUUUUCAUAAUAAAUUAUACACCAUCAGAAAAUGCAAUUCAAUCCAGAACUUAUUCUUCCACUUCACUGUGCUACUCAAUAAAGUCAAGUUUGAAAAUGCUUCUAAACUUAUACUUUCAAAGAUUUUUUUUUUUUUUUUUUUUUUAAACAAAGCUAAGUGCCUUGUGGUCAACAGGGCCAAGUUUUUCCAUUUUCUGGCCCAGUAAUAAACGCCACUGCCUGUUUUUGUUAUUUAUUUAUUUUAAGUGGAGGUACUACAUACUGUGUUUGACAAACACAGCUAAAAAAAUUUUUUAAAUCUCUGACCAAGAAUAAAUUCCCCUCAACGUAAUCGAGGGUAAUUGCAAUUCAUGUCACAGGCAGCAGAGGGCUCUAUAAAUUACAAACUGACCCCAUGCCAAGACAAUCCUGGUAGAUUAACAGCUAGACAGACUAAUCACCCUCUCAGAACUAAUUAGAUCUUUUAGUCCAGGGGCUAAUCUUUAUGUUUUACUGCAAUAAUCAAAUGACAAUGUAAAUCACAGUUUGGAAAUAAACUUCUUUAAUAGUCCACACACAGGUGCGUCUCUGCUAAGAACAAACUUUCUCAAUCCUUUUAUACCACCCCUGGAUGGCAGUGCUGUUCUGGAGGUGAAACUGAUUGGACGAGUGGUGAAUUUCCAAGAUCUGCCCUCAGUGUAUUAUGCUAAUAUUGCACUAAACAGAAGACAAGUGCUAGCAUAGGAGCAGAUUCAGCAUUUUUUGUAGUUUAAGAGUGAAAAAUACCAACUGAAAAAUCAUUACAAUAAGAGACAGAAUCCCUUUUUGGAAACAUUUAAUGGAUCACGUGACAGGAAUUCAGCACUCCAUAACCAGGUCAGUUAAAUAUUAACAAAUUUACAGUCAUGAGGAAUGUAAAAAACAAAA
Molecule: messenger RNA, 2382 nt
Organism: Ictalurus punctatus (channel catfish)
Lineage: Eukaryota; Metazoa; Chordata; Actinopteri; Siluriformes; Ictaluridae
Gene: glt8d2
Product: glycosyltransferase 8 domain containing 2
Exons: 11
Coding region: 342-1421 (359 amino acids)
Cellular component (GO): Golgi apparatus
Molecular function (GO): glycosyltransferase activity
Source: RefSeq, a predicted model, not a curated record